Molecule: messenger RNA, 5057 nt
Organism: Choloepus didactylus (southern two-toed sloth)
Lineage: Eukaryota; Metazoa; Chordata; Mammalia; Pilosa; Megalonychidae
Gene: SERTAD4
Product: SERTA domain containing 4
Exons: 5
Coding region: 819-1865 (348 amino acids)
Cellular component (GO): nucleus
Source: RefSeq, a predicted model, not a curated record
CGUCUGCAGCUACGGCGGCGCAGCGCCCCAGACGCGGCGGCGGGACCUACUGGGACCCUCGCCCACCGCGCCCCAGCGGCCACCGCCGAUCGGGUCGCCGGGCCGGGACUCGCGCGUGUGUACCGGCGGCCCGGCUGGCGCCGACCCCGGAGCGGACAAGCAGCAGCUCGAGCGCUGCGGCCGCCGCUUCCCCGCUGACCCCGCGCAGAAGCACACAGCUCCGGCACCGCAGAAAGACAACUUGCCCUUUGUUCCCAGCCACCUGGGGUGUUGUUUACUUUCUCCUGCGGCCGGCGGCCGGGCGGGCGCUGUUGGCUACUCCGGAGAGGGGCUCACGGGCGGCGGCACUGACCCCCGGGGCGGCGGUGCGGAAGCCGGAACGCGGUGGCUGCCGCCUCCCUGCAAGGGGUGGGUCCUCCAGCGGCCUCUCCUUUUGGGUCUGGGUUGGGAAAAGCUGGUGUCAGGCUCGGACAUCCAGGCACCCACUUGCUCCUCUCAGCCCCUGCACCCGCUUUCCCAGCCCCAAGAUCCGAUCUAAAGCCUCUGGGCUCUCAGUGCUGGUGCUGAGAAAUGUGCUACCCGGGGCAGACAGGUGCACUGCAGGGGCUGGCAGGAAAACGACGUCUGUCGGUCUAGAAGGAUUGACGGAUGUUGUUCCGGUGGCCCAGAACCCUCUACCGCCGGGACCGCCGCCACCACCAUCGAGAGCGGGACGAGCUGUUGAAAUUUUGUCAGGGACAACAGCGAGGUCAGGGGCUUCGUUCCACCUGGGAAGAACAUUGAAGACUGGCAGUGUCAGAGAUCUAAGGCUGUCAGAGAUGACUCUGGUCCUGUCCAUGAAUAGAUUCUGUGAGCCCAUUGUCUCAGAAGGAGCUGCUGAAAUUGCCGGGUACCAGACACUAUGGGAGGCUGACAGCUACGGAGGCCCGAGCCCUGCAGGGCCAGCCCAGGCCCCUCUGCAGGGAGACCACGGAGCCCGUCCCCCACUGGCAGGAUCACAUUACAGGGGAAUUUCAAAUCCUAUAACAACAUCCAAGAUCACAUACUUUAAGAGGAAGUAUGUGGAAGAAGAGGAUUUUCACCCACCACUCAGCAGCUGUAGCCAUAAAACCAUCUCAGUUUUUGAGGAACGAGCUCACAUCCUUUAUAUGUCCUUAGAAAAACUAAAGUUUAUCGACGAUCCUGAAGUGUACCUCCGAAGAUCUGUCCUUAUAAACAAUUUGAUGAAAAGGAUCCAUGGAGAAAUUAUCAUGCAGAAUAACUGGUGCUUUCCUGCCUGCUCUUUCAAUGGCGCCUCUGCCCAGGAAUGGUUUAUGGCUCAAGACUGUCCAUACCGAAAACGACCACGGGUGGCCAAAGAGGAGUGUGAAAAGUUUCAUGCCUGCUGCUUUUACCAAGAAUGUGGUGGCCACUACCUAAAUUUACCCCUUUCUGUCAAUGCUAAUGUUGGAAGUGCCUCCACAACCUCUUCCUCUUCCUCUUCCUCUUCCUCUCCCCUUAUGCCUUUACCGAGUUGUUCCCACCAGGUGGAUUUCAGUGUAGGCAGUGCACCUAUUUACAAGAGUGAUGACCAGAUACCUGCCAAUGAAAUAUUUGUUACUAAUGUCAGGUCGCUUGGUGUUCAGGAAAAGGCCAAAUUAAAUGACGAGAAAGCAAAUAAUGACACUGACAGGGAUGGUGGCCCCCUAAGCCAUGAACCUAUGGGAAAUGACCUUGCUUUUGAGUGCAAAGGCCAAUUUUAUGAUUAUUUUGAGACUGGAUGUAAUGAAAAAAGCAUUGUAAGCGAGUCUUGGAAAAAGUCCUUAAGGAAAAAGGAGCCUUCAUCAAGUAACAAACUGUGCUGCAGCAAAGGAAGUAAAAUAUGAGCCAUCUUUUCACUGAAACUUUGAAGCAUGCACAGCAUGAUCAGUUAGCUCUCAUAAAUUUUAUUUUGAAUGGAUUUUAUGGUUUUGUACAACUGAUAAAAUUAUGCCAUGAACAUGCCGUGUCGUUUUCAUGCCUGGAGAGCAGAUUGCAUAAAACAUCUGUAUAAUAGGCAUCAGCAAGCUACUUAUAAAUGUGGUGAUUUUACCAAGAAAACAGUUGACUCAAUGCUUACAAGCAUAUCUUAAUUUUCUUCCAGAAAAGAUUGGUAGAUUAGAUUGGGGGACAAUGUGCCCUUGUGAUAUUCCCAUUGCCCUCCAAGGAGCCUGUCACUGGCUAAGAAAUUUCAACAUGUUUGCCAAUUAAUUAGGUAGUUAUUUGGUAAGCAAAUCAAUGUAACCAGCAAAGGAUGUCUGCUUCUUCUAUAUGAUACAGUAUUUUUUUUUUCUGAAUAAAAGACAAAAGACAGGGAGCUUGAUGAGAUAGCUUCAUGUUGCUGUUAAGUAUUUGUAUUUAACAGUUGGUGUGACAGAUGAAAAUAGAUGUUACAUAAUGAAACACCUGUCUAGGGGCGGCAAUCAACAAAACACGUAAAGGGCAAUCCCUGCAGGUUCCUGGCUUGCCUGUGACGGGUGACAAGGCUUUUAGAGAGGUGUUACGCAGGGCGAUUUUCGGUGCCUUACUUUAUCUUAAUUUUUGCCAGUGUGAAAAUUAAGGAUAAAUCAGAGUUACAGCAGGGAUUUAACAAACAGGAAAAAAAACACAGGGUGGAUCAAUAUUGUUUGAAAACUGUUAACUUUGAACUAUUGUGUUCAACUUUUGAUUCAACAUCUCUAUUCUUCCUUUAUUUUUGAUGCCCAAUUGCUUUUGGAUUUGGCAUUUUUAGAAAGGGAUGGAGGAAACAAUAGAGAUCUGUUAGAAACCAGCACUAGCUGCUUGAGCUUUUCUAUGGCAACAGUCUGUUGCUAGGGUUUGGGUCUUUUGGGUUUUGGGUGGUUUGGUUUGGUUUGGUUUGGUUUGGUUGUCCAAUGAAGUUCAUGAACCAGUGGCAUGCAUUAUACUUUAAUCCAUUUUGCAUCAUUUCACUUGUUUAGAUUAUAAAAGCAUGUGGUUUUUUUUUAUAUAUGACUUCUGCUGUUGAUUAAAAAGCACAAUGUUAAUAAACGAUGUGAUCAAUAAGGUUUUAUCCUAAAGAAUGUAAAGAUUUCAGUUUUUGGAAAGUUAUUUUGGAGAAAUGGGACUUAAUCUGUAAUGGUUACUGUGUAUUUGGUCAACAUUUAUCUCAGUAAUUUCUUUAAUUUGUAUAUUUGCAAGAGUGUUCAGAGUGCCCCUCUGACCAUCCUUCCUUGCACUCCAGCUAACUCCUGCUAAAGUGUAUUCCAAUUUCCAAGGUUACUAAUUGACUUGGACUUCCUUAAAUAAUACUUCACAGGAACCAAAUGCCAAAUGGAGGAAAUAAGUAAGUCCUCCCAAUUUCUCCAAGAUAAAAGCUUUUUUUAUUAUUGCUAUUAAUAUUAAAUAUAGGUCUCAUUCAUACAAUGUAUGAGUAGGAUCAUCAUUUGGACAACUGUCCACAAGGACCAAUUUUUAAAACAUAUUCUUGUGUUAUAGGUAAAUAGUCUAGUAAUGUUUGUUCUUUAUUUUCAAUAUUUGAUAAACAUUUGAUGUUCAAAACUUAGAUGAUAGAUGCUUGUAUAUGACUGUGUUGUUGUAAUAAAGUGAGGUUUUCUUGAUAUAUUUAUUAAAAUUAUCAAAAUUCAGUAAGCUUUUUUUUUUUUUUAAUGCUUCUUGGCUAUAGUUCUUUUUUCUGUUUUCUUCCUCUUUCAAAAAACUCAAAAUGCCUUGAAACUGGACAGUGACCACAAAGAAGUUCUCAAAAUAAGGAAGUAAUUUAAGAAGCCAAUUUAACAGGUGUUUUAGAAUGGUUCUAGUUUGUAAGUUUAGAUUUCCACCAAAAAAGAUUGCACAGCAUGAAGCCACAAAUAACCAAAUCCUAGGUGAUUCCUUUAUGAAAUGUCAAAUUGUUAAGAAGAUGACCCAUGUAUAAAUGGUUAAAACAACUACAUGUUAUUGCUAGUAGUAAUCUAUACAAUUCUGCAUUAUUGUUAUUCUUAAGAGUUAAUAUUUUAUUUGAUAAUGGGGAAAGCUAGUUGAAAGCUAAUUAACUUGCCAAAUGUAGUAUUCUGAGUGUAUUAAGUCAUGGAGAUUUAAAUAUGAAAGAAAGGACGACUUUUGCUUUUUAAAUGCCUCCAACAUUAUCAGAUAAUGUUUUUCUUGAUGGCCAAAGCUUUAAAAUGAAGGAGUCGGUGGUUUUCCACAGUGCCAAGCUGAGCUUACGCAUCUGCCCACUGGAAUUGCUUCUUUGCAAACUCAGUGGGGCCUUUGGAUCCAGCAGCCUAAACAUCCUGAAAUUUUUAGUCAAUAAGUUUUUGUUUCUCAGACAUUUCCAGGGUACUAAAUGAAAUGCUUUUCUUCACCACCAAAAAGUAAUCCCUAAAACCCUAUUUUUAUGACAGCUCCUUAAAUCUGAAGUCAUUUCAUUUGUAGUUAAUGUCAUCACAUCCCUGCCAAUUUUACUUGCUUUUAAAAAGCAAGGAUUCAGUAUGACAUUAACAAUGAUGGUUAAAACUAGAUGCAGAACUGUCCCAUGAAGAGAAGAAUGAAAUCAGUAUUUAAAUAAUAAAAGAAUAGACAAUGUAUGGUUUCUAGUCAUUCAUUUUAAGAUUGCUAUGUUUUGAUUCUGUGGCUUAAAAUAAGGGCUCUAAGGAUUUUUAAUUUACUACUAGAUGUCGCCAUUGCUUUCUUAGGGUUAUUCUGCAUAAUCAAGGUCUGCCUGGUGGGAUAUAUUCUCUUCACAUGGCUUAAAGGUUUCCAUUUUAUGUGAUAAAGCUCCAUGACCUCGGGUGAAACAGUUACUGUUUUAGAGAUUGUUUCCAGCUACACACUUAGGAAAAGCACUUGCAAAGAUGUAAGUUAUGAACACUUGAAUCUCGUAUCCUGCUAUAAAGUGUAUCAGCAAGUGAGUUUAAUAAAACAUGCUGUUUAAAAUAGUCUGUAAUUUCCUGUUUCUGCAUUUCCCUUCAGUAUCUGUGACAGGCUGAAGAACGAUGACUAAAUGAAGGGAAUUUACACAAGUGAGUCUGCUGUUGUUUGCAAACCAUUGCCAUGAGCUUCAUCUUCUUUGGUAAACAAUU